Molecule: messenger RNA, 990 nt
Organism: Brugia malayi
Lineage: Eukaryota; Metazoa; Nematoda; Chromadorea; Rhabditida; Onchocercidae
Exons: 7
Coding region: 1-990 (329 amino acids)
Cellular component (GO): nucleus; cytoplasm
Molecular function (GO): protein serine/threonine phosphatase activity
Source: RefSeq, a predicted model, not a curated record
AUGCACGAGUUACUACCUAUUUUGAACGAAGCAAAGAAAUUAUUUCUGUCAGAACCAACUCUACUAGAUGUUGAAGUGCCAUGUGUCGUGAUUGGUGAUAUCCAUGGCCAAUACGAAGAUUUGCAUCGAAUAUUUUCUGUUCUUGGAGCAGGUCGCAAAAGUGGGGCCGUUAAACGACGUUUUGUAUUUCUCGGUGAUUACGUCGAUCGCGGUAUGAACUCAUUAGAAACAAUUUGUUGCCUUCUGGCGCACAAAUUGAUGUUCCCAAAGAUGUUCAACAUGUUACGUGGGAAUCAUGAAUCAUCGGACAUUAAUCAAACAUAUGGCUUCCAACUGGAACUUGAGCGCAGAUUUCCAGCAAAUAAUGAAGGGCUUACUUUAUGGAAUGCCUUUAAUGAACUAUUCGCUUGCUUACCACUUGCGGCUAUAAUUCACAAUAAAAUACUUUGCAUUCACGGCGGUAUUGGACCGGAACUGAAAUGCUUGAAUGACAUUAGAAAGAUCAAACGUCCAAUUCUUGAUCCAACGGAAUUACCGCUGGCAUGUAGUCUUUUAUGGUCUGAUCCUAUGCUUGAUUUGAAAGGUUUCAUUAAAAAUUCAAUUCGCGGAGCUGGUUAUUUCUUUGGUGAAGAUACUGUAAUUGCUUGUUGUGAACAGCUAAAUAUCGAUCUGAUUGUGCGAGCACAUCAGAUGAUAAUGAAUGGUUACGGUUUCUUUUGCAAAAGACGAUUAGUUUCAGUCUUUUCAGCACCACGUUAUCUCUUAUCAAAGAAUAAUAAAUGUGCUAUAUUACAAGUGGAGAAAGAUUUAAGAGUUGGCUUCAUAUUGCUUUGCCCGGUAACGCCUGAAACGCAAGGACAAGAUCAUUUCCGCAAUUUUUUCACGAAAAACAAUGACAAUUCAUCGUUCGCUUCACGAAAAGCUGCAGCAGAAGGUUUUAUGUGCGAAACUAUUGAUAGUUUCCGCGGAAGCGUGAAGGCUAUUACGUGA